Molecule: messenger RNA, 1138 nt
Organism: Arabidopsis arenosa
Lineage: Eukaryota; Viridiplantae; Streptophyta; Magnoliopsida; Brassicales; Brassicaceae
Source: the annotation of a GenBank genome assembly
AAUCUCUUGGAGUAACAUCCGGUGAUCUUAUUUACUACUCUUUCGAUUACUCUGCUUUUGUUGCAUCAGUUCAUCAAACCCUAGUUCCUGCCUUCCUGGUACCGAACCAUUCUUCUUGAAAAAUAUAUUGAUGAAGAAAUCUGGUGAUACCAUUGAGUUAAAUACGUUGCCUAUGUCAGUUCAUGAAGUUAUGUUAGAAUCUGGAUUUGUCUUGUUCAAUGCUGGUUCAGAUAAGAUUAGCUUUUCGAAGAAGUUACUUUCAGUAUCCCUAAGGUAUACUCUGCCUGAGCUAAUUACCUCUAAGGAUACAAAUACAAUCGAGUAUGUUACUGUGAAGUUUCAGAGCUUAGGUUAUAUGGUUGUAGUUUACGGAAGUUUAAGUGGGUCUAGUCCACGCAGGGUUCUUCUUGAUAAGCGUGGGUUUGUGCCCGUUAUCGAUACUUUGAAGUCUGACAAAGAUGGCUCUUCGAGUAUCUACCGCGAGGUGUUCAAGUACUGGAGAAUGGUAAAAUAUGAUCUUGUUAUCCCGUUGUUGAUUGGUCUUAGCAAUAAAGCUCCAUGUUUGAUGUGCCUACCAACAGAGAUAAAGAUGAAGAUAAUAGAGUUGCUUCCUGGAGCAAGUGUUGCAAAGAUGGCUUGCCUUUGUACAGAAUUGCGGUCUCUGUCAUUAGAUGAUGACUUGUGGAAAAGAAUAUGGUUGAAAGAAGCUAAGAAUGUUGUUGUAAUCACUCGAUUCGGUGUUCCAGUUAAUUGGAAGGAAAAUUUUGCUGCUUUUUGGAGGAAACACCAACGAGAGAUGUUAAGGAGCAUUAGAUGGGAACAGAUUUUUAGUCCCAGAUGGAAUCAUGUAGGAAGCAACUAGCAAACAUGUUGAGUGUUCAAACCGAAACAGUGAAUCUUAUGAAGGUAGGAGAAGUAGGUGUAUAUGACAAAUAAACCGCUUGGAUGCUAAACAUGUUUGAUCUUUAAAUAUUUAUCUCGUUUUAUAUGAUGUUUCUCUUUUCCUGGUUUUUGUUCUUGCCAUGAUUAUGCUAAUAGGUAAUGAGCUUUUUGACCAAACCUGAUAAGAUGGCGUCCUAUUGUCUAUAGCUACUUACCAGACUUCAAACAAAGAGAUGAAGAAAUGCCUACAUUUUCU